UAUUUAAUUUUUGUUUUUUGUUUUGAUUUAUAAUUUAUCACUCAUUCCCGUUUCGGUCUUUGUUUAUCAUUCGCAUAUCCUCUAGGAGCUUUUGUUUGGCGUCAGUCGAAUUGUUUUAAACUAUUGGAAAUUUUAAAAAACUAGCAGGACAAUCAUGGAUGAAAGUGAAAAUUCUAUGGAUAAACAAAUUGAUGACAACGAUGGCACCAAACCUGAGAAAAUGUUUACGCUGAAAAAGUGGAAUGCCGUGGCUAUGUGGAGCUGGGAUGUCGAAUGUGAUAUUUGUGCUAUUUGUCGUGUCCAAGUCAUGGAUGCCUGCUUGCGUUGUCAAGCUGAAAAUAAACGUGAUGUCAUGGGUCGCCAGGAUUGCGUUGUUGUCUGGGGUGAAUGCAAUCAUUCCUUCCACCACUGUUGCAUGUCACUGUGGGUGAAGCAAAACAAUCGUUGUCCCCUAUGCCAACAGGAAUGGUCCAUACAGCGUAUGGGCAAAUAGUUGCCAUUUCGUGGGAGUAAGCUUAAAAAAAGGAAGAUCUUGCCUGCUCAGAGCAAACUCUUAACAUUUAGUAUAAAGCACGUAAUAUAAUUGAGAAAAAAAAUCAUAGAAAAUUUAAGAAAUUUAAUCUUUACGUUCUGGUCUCAUCUCAUUAAGAAAACAAUGAAUGAUUUUUAUAAAGUAUCAACAACAACCGUGAAUGAAUCUGAAAUAAAUAUUGGAAUUUAA
Messenger RNA from Musca domestica (house fly), 721 nucleotides. RefSeq names its product RING-box protein 2 (gene Roc2). Gene Ontology annotation, biological process: protein ubiquitination; ubiquitin-dependent protein catabolic process. The record is from RefSeq and is a predicted model, not a curated record. NCBI's taxonomy places the organism in Eukaryota, Metazoa, Arthropoda, Insecta, Diptera, Muscidae. The transcript has 3 exons. The coding region runs from base 155 to 493 and encodes 112 amino acids. Gene Ontology annotation, molecular function: cullin family protein binding; ubiquitin protein ligase activity; zinc ion binding. Gene Ontology annotation, cellular component: nucleus; Cul5-RING ubiquitin ligase complex.